This is a messenger RNA of Engraulis encrasicolus (European anchovy), 1058 nucleotides long. Its product is annotated as free fatty acid receptor 3-like. NCBI's taxonomy places the organism in Eukaryota, Metazoa, Chordata, Actinopteri, Clupeiformes, Engraulidae. The transcript has 2 exons. Gene Ontology annotation, molecular function: G protein-coupled receptor activity. Gene Ontology annotation, biological process: G protein-coupled receptor signaling pathway; cellular response to fatty acid. Gene Ontology annotation, cellular component: plasma membrane. The record is from RefSeq and is a predicted model, not a curated record. Bases 60 to 1058 code for a protein of 332 amino acids.
CUUUCAGACUGCUGAGUUGUAGCAUCGUUAUAGAGCUCUAGCUUUGUGAGGGUGGCAUAAUGUUUGAAAACACAGGAAUGGUACUGCCGGUGUACAUCACCACAUUCAUCUUUGGACUUCCAGCAAACGUUGUGGCGCUCUACGCCUUCAUUAGGAGGGUGCAACAGGGUGCGACUCCCGUUGACAUCUUUCUGAUAGGACUCACCAUCUCCGACCUGCUCUUCCUGAUCUUCCUUCCUCUCUGGAUGAAAGUAGCUGUUGACGACAUGGAGUGGAAAAUUCCCCAUUUCCUGUGCCCUCUGUCAGGCCUCAUCUUCUAUGCUACCAUCUACAACAGCAGCCUGUUCCUUACCGCCAUAAGUGUCGAGCGUUACCUUGGCGUCGCCUUCCCUGUCAAAUAUAAACUAAACAGAAAGCCUUGCUAUGCUGUAGUGGGUAGCAUCAUCAUCUGGAUCAUCUCCAUGGCAGAGUGCAGCAUCGUGUACGUCAUGGUGUACUAUGACCCUGACCAUGACCACGAACACGACCACGACCACAACACCACCGCCCACAAAGAAAACUGCAGCACCUGCUAUGAUGAGUUCACUGCGGAGCAGCUUGAAAUACUUCUGCCAUUUCGCUUACAGCAGUUCUUCCUGGUCUUCUGUGUGCCUCUCCUCAUCUGCUCAUUCUGUUACAUCAACUUUAUCCACAUCCUCUCCCGCCUGCCCAAAAUUUGCCACAAACGGCGUCGCAGAGCCAUCGGCCUGGCCCUCGGUACCCUGGUCAUCUUUGUCGUCUGCUUUGGUCCUUACAACGUGUCUCACCUGGUGGGCUAUGUCACCUGGGAGAGCCCAUCCUGGCGCAAGUACGCCGUGCUCACCAGCACCUUCAACACCUGCCUGGACCCCUUCAUCUACUAUUUCUCCUCGUCCGCACUCAGGGCCACCUUCAGGAGCAUGUUCGGCCGGCUGUCGUCACGUGUGUCCAGACGUGAGUAUGGGGGCACUGCCAUGCAGCCUGCAGAAGAGCUAGAGGAGGUUACUCGCACACAGAGUACCAAUGAUAACCUUGGCUAA